GCAGCGUGACCACGCCCAGGCCUGUGCUGGGACCCGGCGUCCACACCGUAACGUACAGCCUUUUCGGAAAAGGUCCAAGUGCGGCCAAGAUAGUGACCUUUGGCUUUUGCACCCAACCAGAUGAUUUGCCUUCAGGCUCCGAGCCUUCAAAGCACUUCACUUGAUCUUUUAUCUGUAUUGAUCCAGACUCUUCAGUUCAGCAGAAAGCUUAGAAGACAGCUUUGACUAAAGAUGACUUCCUUGUUUACUCAAGAAAUUCACCUUUCUAAAAGACAUGAAGAAAUAGUAUCACAAAGAUUAAUGUUACUUCAACAAAUGAAGAAUAAAUUUCUAGAUGAAAACAAGGAAAAGGCAUCUCAGAUACAAGCAGCUGAGAUUGCUUUUAAAAGGAACCUUAGUCUUUUAGAGGAUAUAGAGGCAGCAGAAAAAUCUCUACAGACCCGGAGUCACAAAAUUCCAUCACCAGAAGUGGUUUCUCUUGAGACUCUUUACUGGGCAUCAGUAGAAGAAUAUAUUCCCAAAUGGGAACAGUUUCUUUUAGGAAGAGCACCAUAUCCGAUCGGUGUUGAAAAUGAAAAUGAAGCAGAAAAUACCACUUGAAAUGAGGCGCAGUGAUAACUUCUUCACAUACUCUUUCAAAAGAACCUGUUUAGCACAGCUGAAUAUUAAAGAAUAUACAGAUCAUUUCAGGAACCUUAGGAGUCGAGUACAUUCACACUGUCCCCUUACGUCCUCAACGACGUCGAGAUCUGACCAUCUGCUGACAAGCCUCAGGUUAUUAUUCUGAGACCUACUACUACUUCCAGGCCAAGAAUUUGCUUUCUGCUAAACCCAUGGAAGUGUUAGUGUUAAAAGCUAAUACCGAAAGGCGGACUGUUUAUUAAAUAAGUUGCUAUGUAA
Molecule: messenger RNA, 900 nt
Organism: Suricata suricatta (meerkat)
Lineage: Eukaryota; Metazoa; Chordata; Mammalia; Carnivora; Herpestidae
Gene: CEP15
Product: chromosome 12 C3orf14 homolog
Exons: 6
Coding region: 232-600 (122 amino acids)
Source: RefSeq, a predicted model, not a curated record